Molecule: messenger RNA, 3022 nt
Organism: Lytechinus variegatus (green sea urchin)
Lineage: Eukaryota; Metazoa; Echinodermata; Echinoidea; Temnopleuroida; Toxopneustidae
Product: DNA repair and recombination protein RAD54B-like
Exons: 19
Coding region: 8-2239 (743 amino acids)
Biological process (GO): reciprocal meiotic recombination; double-strand break repair via homologous recombination
Cellular component (GO): nucleus
Molecular function (GO): ATP-dependent chromatin remodeler activity; ATP binding; DNA translocase activity
Source: RefSeq, a predicted model, not a curated record
GUAGGUAAUGGGAAGUAUAUCAGAAGAAGACUGGACCACAGGGAAAUGUUUCCAAUCAGGUUCAUCAACAACUUCCAAUGUCUCUGCAACUGUAGCAGUUCAUCCUUCCAAACCUUUUGCCAACCCACAGAAGACAGGGACUGGCAGUUCUGCUGCUAUGCAAAUAAAAAUUGCUCAACCAAGAGUAGCAAAGCCCCUCUAUGACCCCACCCACCCUGAUGCAUUGGUUAUGCCACGCCCACCUUCAUCACAUCAAUGGCAAAACAACCAGCGAAAUGAGUCUGUCAUCGAUGUGGUGGUUGAUCCUCACCUUUCUUCAAAACUCAGACCACAUCAACGACAAGGGGUCCUCUUCCUGUAUGAGUGCAUUAUGGGAUUGAGACAGUAUCAGGGCAAUGGGGCUAUUCUGGCCGAUGAAAUGGGUCUUGGGAAGACAUUGCAAUGCAUUACCCUCAUAUGGACUUUAUUCAAGCAAGGUCCAUAUGGAGGGAAACCAAUUAUCAAGAGGGUUUUGAUAGUUACACCAGGAAGUCUCGUCAAGAACUGGUGCAGGGAGUUCAGGAAGUGGCUUGGCUCAGAGAGAAUAUCAGUUUUCCCUGUUAGUAGUGAGAAGAAAGUGGAGGAGUUCAAGAAGAGUCCUUUGUUUCCAGUGAUGGUGAUCAGCUAUGAGAUGAUGGUACGUUACGCUGAUGACAUCAGAGGUAUAACCUUUGACCUGGUCGUGUGUGAUGAAGGGCACAGGCUGAAAAACAGUACUAUCAAGACUGCAUCACUCCUAUCUAGCCUCGCGGUCAGGAGAAGAAUCUUGUUAACAGGCACUCCUAUACAGAAUGAUUUACAAGAAUUCUAUUCCAUUGUAGAAUUUUGCAAUCCAGGAGUUUUGGGUACAAGUGGAUCAUUUCAUCGUGUGUAUGAGGAACCUAUCUUGAGAUCCAAUCAACCCAGUGCCACUAAAGAUGAGAAGAAACUAGGAGCUGCUAGAGCUACUGAGCUUUCAAGGUUGACUAGUCUUUUUGUACUUAGGCGUACACAGGAGAUCAACAACAAAUACCUCCCACCAAAAGUUGAGACCGUGGUAUUCUGUCAGCCAUCUUCCCUCCAGCUCCAACUCUAUCAUCAUCUUCUACGUUCACCCCUCAUCCGGUCCUGUCUAUCUAGGGGAUACACCCCCACUGCAUCAGCUGGCUCCCCUCAUCUGGUCUGUAUAGGAGCACUCAAGAAACUCUGCAAUGAUCCCAGUCUGCUCUACCAGGCUAGUAAGAAGGCUGAAAAUGAUGCAGGGGAGAUGAGAGGAGGAGAUAGCUGGUUGCUAGAUGAUGAGGAGGAGUCUCUUUACAAGGGUCUACUGCCCAUCUACCCAGCCGAAUACUCCGAAGGCACUCCAUUGCUAGCCCAUUGUGGAAAGCUGAGUGUACUAUCCGAUAUACUUAGAGCUAUGCAUGCUGAUCCAACCAGGAGGGAAAGACUUGUUCUUGUUUCCAAUUACACUCAGACACUUGAUAUACUCCAAGCAUUGUGUAAUCUUGAGGGAUAUAAGUUCUGCAGGUUGGAUGGCUCUACACCAACUGCUAAGCGACAAUCAAUAGUAGAGCAUUUCAACAGCAGCUAUGCCAAAGAAACCAUCUUCCUGCUAAGCUCUAAAGCUGGUGGAGUUGGUCUGAACCUGGUCGGUGCUUCCAGGCUUCUUCUUUAUGACAUUGACUGGAAUCCUGCAAAUGAUCUUCAGGCAAUGGCUAGGGUUUGGCGAGAUGGGCAAAAGAAGACUGUUCACAUCUAUCGACUGAUUACAGCUGGUACUAUUGAAGAGAAGAUCUAUCAACGUCAGAUUAGCAAGCAGAGUCUUAGUGGAGCUGUGGUAGAUGCUAAAGGACAAGGAGGCUCCGUCAAGUUCUCUUUUGAAGACCUCAGAGACCUGUUCACACUGCAUGAAGGUAGCUCAUGCAUAACACAUGACAUGUUGGGCUGUGACUGUUCCAAUUCCAAUGAACCUUCCUCAAGUGUGGAAGCAGCUGAAGAUGUUCAGAAAGAGCCACAAAGACCCUGCCAGCUUGGAAGACCCCAGCCAAUAGUAUCAAAGGUAGAGUAUUGCCAGAAAAACUUGUCAAUGGGUGAUUUGAAUGAAUGGCAACACUUUCCUGCGCCACUCCCACAAGAUUUUCAGGAUGAAUACCUUCUGGAAGCCAAGGAUAAGAUCACGUUUGUCUUCCAAAAUGAGUCCAACAUGGUUCCGGUAACAUGAAAUCUAGACUUGGAUCUUGUUCACUAAUCCUUAAUAGCAAAUUGAGCUCAGUGCCUGAACAGAUAACUUUAGUGUGUCUUGAGAAUGGGCCAACAGACAAACGUGACUUGGACCAGAAAGAGGCAUGAUCAUCAAGUAAUGUUAUUUACUUCAUGUGUGAAGGUCUUGCAAGAUUCCAAGUUGUCAUCCUUGAGUAAUUUAUAGAAAAUGUCACCCGACCUUCUAUAAGGACUUCCUUUAUUGCUGAAGAAGUGAAAUCCUCAAACCUGUAUCAGCUGGGAAUAUGCUUAAUCAACCGGGAAUUUCUUCAUUAAAGUUGACUUUUAGGACAAAUUUGCAAAUGAUACCAAAAUUUUGGUUUCUUUGUUAUUGUACUGUGGAGUAUCAGGAAGACAGCACAAAUUUACACCAUUCCAAGCUUAGCAGCAAUUAUAUUUUGCAUCUGUCUGUUAUUGCUAGUAAAAGCUAAUGAGUUUGAGUUCUCUUCUCACCCGAAAUAUAGCAGAGAAUUGACUGACAUUCUUGGUCAGACUUUCCACUGCCUCCUAUUUUUGCAAAUAUCACAAAGAUUAUUCUCCAUUGAGAAUGCAGAUCCACAAGAAAGUUUGGCAGAUUCCCAAUAUUUUGCCCCAUUUAUCUUUGCAAUGAUAUCCCUUUUGGCAGAGGACUCACAUACACAUACACAACACACUCGCAAAUACACAUUCAAACACUUUAUCAUAACCUCAUUCAUGCAGACACACAGAUGAUGUAAGAGAACGAUCUGAAGAAGAUGUGAACUAA